AUGAAUCCCGAGACAAAGAGCAUCCACAAUUACAAGUUUGUGGAACCUCCAUUGGCUGUACUGAGAGGACUUGGGGAACGUUUAGACCUGACUCACAAAGACGCCUUCAAGGAAGCGUAUGGUAACCAACUGGGUAUUCUGAACACUGAGGUCAACAUCACCGCUAUGCACACCUUGGUGCAGUUCUACGAUCCACCACUAAGGUGCUUUACUUUCCAAGAUUACCAGCUAGCGCCGACAUUGGAAGAGUACUCUCAUAUUCUGGGUAUUAGGAUUAAGAACCAAGUGCCCUACAUCUGUACUAAGGAGCUUCCUGAAUAUCAAGAACUUGUUGAAGCUCUGCAUAUGGGAAAGAAGGAAAUAGAAUUGAACUUGAAACCAAAGGGUGGAAUCCAUGGCUUCACCUCUAAGUUUCUCGUAGACAAAGCUAUCACCUUCGCUGAAGCUGGAAGUUGGACAACCUUCAAUGCCCAUCUAGCUUUACUCAUCUUUGGGAUUGUCUUGUUUCCGAAUAUGGAGGUGUUCGCAGUCUUGGCUGCCAUUCACAUCUUCUUGACUCAGAACCCGAUUCCCACUCUUCUUGAUGAUACUUACUAUUUCAUCCACGUAAGAACCCAGAAGAAGAAAGGGACUAUCGCCUGUUGCACCCCUUUACUGUAUAAAUGGUUUAUUUCGCAUCUACCCAGUGAAGGUCCCUUCGUUGAGAACAAAGAUAACUUAAAAUGGUCCCAGAGGAUCAUGUCCUUAAAAGCCGAAGACACUCCUUGGUAUUCUCGAGUGUAUGAUGGUGUCAAGGUCAUCCUUAAUUGUGGGGAUUUUCCUAAUGUACCUUUUCUUGGUACAAAAGAAGGAAUCAACUACAACCCGAGGUUAGCAUUGCGACAACUUGGAUAUCCUAUGACGGACAAACCUGAUCUCGAAAGUGUAGAGGGUUUUGUUUUAUACGAAACAGUCGAAGAGACAGAGUUGAUCAAGAAGAUUGUCAAGGCUUGGGGGUCGAUUUGUCCUCAAGUAAGAGCGGAGAUGGGUAAGAAGAACUGUAUCGCCAAGAAAGCUUACACCAGUUGGAUCAAGAGCAGAGUUAGUGAGGUCUUGUUGCAGUUCCCGCCCGAACCAUCCAUGAACCUCCAAUCUCCUGAGCCAGAGAACCAGCCAAAUUCUGAGGUGGAUGAAUUGAAGAAGGUUAUCAAGACUCUAGAGAAAGAGAAUGUCGAUCUCAAAUCUAAGCUUGCUAAGAUCUCACUAGAGAAAGAAACCUUGAAAUUCAAUUUGAAUCAGAAGAGAGACCGAGUUCGUCAAGCCGAUGAUGAGGUACAGACAAAGGUUUUCAAAAGACUCAAAGGGACUUACGCCAGUCUAACGACCAAAAAGAAGCAGUUAGCUGAAGCCCAAUACCGAGCUGGUAAAGCAGAACUAGAACACAUGGAGCAAAUGAAGAAACUUCAAAGCCUGCUAGAAGCUUGUAAGAAAGAGUUGAAGGAUGAGAGAAACCGCAACAAACAUCUAGAAGUCACCCUUCUCCAAAAACAGUACGAGCUGAAUCAGAGACUAGAAGAGAUCCAAGAGCUGAAGGAACGAUCACAUGGGAACUUGAAAGACAGCAACAUGCAGUUGAACAAGCAUCCUGAAGACCCCUCCAACCGAGGGAAGAUAGUUGUGAACAACAUGACAAGCAAGCUAGAUCACAAUCCCCCACUUGAAGGGAGUGCAAUGUUGGGAAAAUGGGGUGUUUGCCUAUCCCCAAAAUCUCAAGCUUACUACGAAAAGUUGUUAUCCAAUUGCUUCUAG
Messenger RNA from Lathyrus oleraceus (garden pea), 1788 nucleotides. RefSeq lists its product as uncharacterized. The transcript has a single exon. Lineage: Eukaryota; Viridiplantae; Streptophyta; Magnoliopsida; Fabales; Fabaceae. The record is from RefSeq and is a predicted model, not a curated record. Bases 1 to 1788 code for a protein of 595 amino acids.